GCUCUGUCAGUGCACCAAACUCCUUGAAUAAUUGACUGACAAAUGGGAGGCCUUCCCUUCAAAGCAAGGAAGGAACCCAAGAACAUUCUACACUCCACAGCCUUAAUUUACUUUAGUGCCCUUCUCUUAUCUAGCAUUGAUUCCAUCAUCAACCAAUCUCUUAACUACCAUUACAUUACCUUCACUUGACAACAACGGCCUCUUCAUCCUCCCUUGGAGAUUUGUUGUCUCCCUCAAAAACUGCCAAAACCCAAAAAAAUGGGUACUACUAAGCUUAUCAUGAUCUCAUUCAUGGUAACCUCACUCCUCUUCUCCUUCCUCUACAUAUUAUUAUUCCCAACAAUACUAACCAAACCCAUCUCCAGAUUCAAUCCAGUCAUCAAGUCCAACCCAGUUUUUCUCCCCAAUGUUGAUCAAAACCCAUAUCCAGUCACAUUUGCAUACCUGAUUUCAGCAUCUAAAGGUGAUGUGGGAAAGCUGAAAAGGCUGCUUCAUGCUCUGUACCAUCCUGGGAAUUACUAUUUGAUACACUUGGACCAGGAGGCGCCGGCGGCGGAGCAAAGGGAGGUGGCUGCGUUUGUGGCGGAGGAAGUGGUGUUUGGGCUUGUGGGUAAUGUUUGGAUUGUUGGGAAACCCAAUUUGGUAACUUAUAGAGGCCCAACUAUGCUUGCUACUACUCUCCAUGGAAUGGCUAUUUUGUUGAGGAGCUUCAAGUAUUGGGAUUGGUUUAUCAAUCUUAGUGCCUCUGAUUAUCCUCUUGUGACCCAAGAUGAUCUGAUUGAUGCAUUUUCUGAGUUGCCAAAAGACCUCAAUUUCAUUCAACAUUCCAGUCGCUUGGGUUGGAAAUUGAAUCGCAGAGGGAAGCCAAUAAUGAUAGACCCAGCACUGUACAGUCUUAACAAAUCAGAGAUCUGGUGGGUUAUCAAAAGGAGGAGUCUCCCCACUGCUUUCAAGCUCUAUACAGGUUCAGCUUGGACUACACUAUCAAGGUCAUUCGCUGAGUACUGCAUACUUGGUUAUGAAAACUUACCCAGAACGCUCCUCCUCUACUACACCAACUUUGUCUCCUCUCCUGAAGGCUACUUCCAGACAGUCGUAUGCAACUCCGAGGAGUACAAGAACACGACAGUCAACCAUGACCUUCACUACAUUUCUUGGGAUAACCCUCCGAAACAGCAUCCGAGAUCUCUAGGUCCCAAAGAUUACAGAAGAAUGAUUCUAAGUGGCCGUCCAUUUGCCAGAAAAUUCAAGGAGAAAAACUUGGUUCUUGACUGGAUUGAUAAGGAACUCCUUAAGAGACACAAUGGAGGGUUCAAUUACGGAGGUUGGUGUAGUGAUUCUGAGAGUAGUGGGAAGAGCCAGCGAGCAUGCUCUGGCUUGAAAAGCGAGAAUUAUGGUGUUUUGAGACCUGGACCCGGGUUGAGAAGGUUGAAAAGUCUGCUGAAGAAGACUCUUUCUGCCAAGUUCAACAAACGACAGUGCAGAUGAACUCUUUUGUCUCUUAUAUUCUUUUAAACAUGAAUGAUAAGAAGCUAUACAUUGUAUUGUUUGGUUUUGAGAAAGUACUGAGGAUGGAGAUUUGUAAAGAAUGCUUAAAUACAUGGUUGCAUAGUUGUUGAA
This is a messenger RNA of Tripterygium wilfordii, 1620 nucleotides long. Its product is annotated as beta-glucuronosyltransferase GlcAT14A. Lineage: Eukaryota; Viridiplantae; Streptophyta; Magnoliopsida; Celastrales; Celastraceae. Gene Ontology annotation, cellular component: membrane. Gene Ontology annotation, molecular function: glucuronosyltransferase activity. The transcript has 4 exons. The coding region runs from base 259 to 1488 and encodes 409 amino acids. The record is from RefSeq and is a predicted model, not a curated record.